AUGAAGUUCGCUGCUGUCUUCCUCCCUCUCAUCCCCGCCGCUCUGGCCGGAGAGUGCAUUCGCGACGGCGGCUGUCCCGGUUGUGGUCAGGUUGCCAGCGUCAGCUACGUCCAAGACGGAAGCACCUCCACCGCUACGGCUGCCUCCUACGGCUCCGUCACCUUCUCCGACACCACUAUUACUGUCAAGAACACGUCCAAGAAAUGGCUGUUGUUCUGCAACUACGGCUCGGCCUGCUUCCCCGUUGAGGCCGGCGAUACUUGCACCUCCACCCGGCAGUCGUCCGACUCGACCGCUCUGGGACUUCAAGUGUGGUCCCAGUAA
Colletotrichum abscissum is the source of this 324-nucleotide messenger RNA. RefSeq lists its product as uncharacterized. Bases 1 to 324 code for a protein of 107 amino acids. The transcript has a single exon. NCBI's taxonomy places the organism in Eukaryota, Fungi, Ascomycota, Sordariomycetes, Glomerellales, Glomerellaceae. The record is from RefSeq and is a predicted model, not a curated record.